Molecule: messenger RNA, 3327 nt
Organism: Morchella sextelata
Lineage: Eukaryota; Fungi; Ascomycota; Pezizomycetes; Pezizales; Morchellaceae
Exons: 11
Coding region: 1-3327 (1108 amino acids)
Biological process (GO): proteolysis
Molecular function (GO): metalloexopeptidase activity
Source: RefSeq, a predicted model, not a curated record
AUGGCUAAAGCCAUUCAACCUCUUCGGAUCCGAGUCUUCGCAGCAAUAGAACGGAUUAUUUUCAGUGGCAACAGUCAAAAAAUGAGCUUCCUUUUCCAAGCGGUCGUCGAGUGCCUGACAAGCAAGGCUAGCACUGACAUCGUUAAAGUUGACAACGUGGUCAACGAUAAGAACCACCUCGAGUUUAAGGAGGACAAGGUGGGGCGCACUGCUCAAGAUGUUGCAACCGAGGUCAUCAAUACGCUGUACAGCGCAGAAAAGAAGGGCCGCGAUCUCGAGCAAGCAAUCAAUAAUAUCGUGACGGAGUACGGAUGGACUGAAAGCAUUGGGAUUGCAAUUCUGAAUGCACUAGAGAAUGCUCUCAAGAAUGGCACUGCAAUGGGACAGGUCAUGAAAGAGGCCUUUGACAAGGCGACCGAUGCAGCGAUAUCUUUCGUGAGAGAUCACCCCGUAUAUUGUACCAUUAUUGCACUUGGGAUCUUGGUCGUCCUCGCACCGUGGGUGCUUGAGGCUGUGGGAUUCGGUGAGCUAGGGCCAAUCGAAGGCUUCCGUCCCCUACCAGUUACACUUUUCACCCUGGUCACAUAUCUCAGCCUCUUCACCGCAUUGAUCUGGAUCGACCGUCGAGUUCCUGAUGUUGCAUCACGUAGCGAAUUGGAUCGUUGGGGUGUCAGUGUUGACGAGGCGUUCAAGGACCUUGAGUUUCUAACAAGGACCCACCACCCGUUCAACAGCAGAUCAAACGACGGUGUUAGAGAAUACCUGCUAGCUAGGAUUCAACAGAUCCUCUCGGAAAACGGCGUUGGUGGCUUCAACGGGAGUGAUUUGGUGCAGCUUGGGGAUCGGUAUGAUGGCACGGUGGAGCUUAUCAAUGACGGUGCGGACUCAACGAAGGGAAGCAAUGCUACAUUUUUCCAAGAUAGGCUCGGCAGUACUGUGUAUUUUGAAGGAACGAACAUCAUGGUUUACAUACACGGCGAAAGACCUGCAUCAGAGCUCUCGCCUGCUCUCGUCAAUGCCCACUAUGACAGCGUUUCCACGGCGCCUGGCGCUACUGACGACGGAGUUGGCAUUGUCUCCGUGCUUCAAAUUGUCAAAUCGUUCACUCGUUCAGAGGCGAAGGGUGGAAAAAGGCUACAGAGAGGACUUAUUGCAUUGUUUAACAAUGGAGAGGAAGAUGGCUUGCACGGUGCACAUGCAUUUGCCGCGCAUCCUCUCGGACGGCUUCCCCAUAUGCUCUUAAACCUAGAAGGCGCUGGUGCCGGUGGAAGAGCUACACUAUUUAGGUCGAAUGAUUCUGCGGUGACAAGGUUUUAUCAGAAAGGGAAAAGGCCUUUUGGCACAGCAAUGAGCAACGAUGGAUGGAAACUAGGAUUAGUUCGGUUCGUGUUCCAUCAGGAAUUGGCUUUCAACUUUGAACUUAUUGUUAGCAAAGGUUCAAUCUGGCAUAUGCUCGGGGGCUCUCUUUACACGCUACGCGCAAUGGUUGAUGAUACUAGCAGUGAAUUUGAUCAGAAUGGAGGCCCAGGAAAGGGCAAACCAGGUGUUUGGUUUGAUCUUUUUGGCCGGAAAAUGGCAGUAUUCGACCUGGAAACCUUAUUUAUCUGGACCAUAGUUCUGAUUGUCAUUCCAUCGUGUGUCGUUGCUGGGGGAAUCUAUAUGAACCGCGACAAACUUCCUACAAUUCGUGGUGUCUCCCGAUUUCCAGUCGCCCUUGUGCUCGCAAGUGGCCUUUCCAUGAUUGCUGCUUUAUUGAUCCACAAGGUCAAUCCGAUGAUUUUAUACUCAUCCUCGGACUCUGUAUGGGCAACUGUAUUGGCUGUCUGGUGGACUGUGUCGUGGUUGGUACUCCGAGGGGCGGAUGCAAUCAGACCAACCGCGCUUGCCCGAGGAUAUGCUUGUGUCGAGAUGUUCAUGUUUUGGUUCGUAGGCAUGAUUGCCGUGGCAUAUGGCAGUUCGUCUGGGGUAGGUUUGGCCAGCGGAUAUUGGGUUCCCAUUUUUUACCUGGGAGCAUUCCUGGCUUCCUGCAUCUCCCUCUAUGAAGUGAGCGUACUGCGAUGGAAAGCCGGACUGGAACCAAUCAACCGAACAGGCCACUUGUCGAUUGGUUCCACAGGAAACGCAAUCCCGUCGGGCCCCGGAUCGGGCCAGGGAGCUGCGCAUGACGGAGAUGACUCGCCUGCUACUGAAACAACCCCGCUUUUCCGGAGCACCAAUGGCACCUCUGCUCGCUUCCGGCACGUCCGCUCCAGCAUUCCGCCACCGAAAGAUGAGGACAUCUACGGGUCUGAAGAGAGCUGGAGCAAAGACCUCCCGACCUGGACCUGGAUCCCGCAAUUCCUCGCCGCGGUCCCGCUGCAAAUCAUCUUCUCCGGCCAAAUCUCUCUCCUCUUGACCGCAGCCCUAGAGCAAACCGGCUGCGACGGCGGAAACACAGCAGUGCCCUACAUGAUCAUAGCCGUCUUCGCCACCGUCCUCCUCCUCCCCAUCGCCCCCUUCCUCCACCGCGUCACCUACCACGUCACCGUCGCCCUCCUCAUCGUCCUCCUCGCAACAGGCUUCUACAACCUCACCGCCUUCCCCUUCUCCUCCAGCGCGCGAAUCAAACUCUUCUUCAAACAGUCCGUCGACCUCCGCACCGGCGAGAACCUCGUCCACGUCAUCGGCAACCCCGCCUUCGUCGAGCGCGCCAUCACAAACUUCGUCCCCAGCGCCGCCACAGGCGGCUUCCACUGCGCGCCCGAAACAGAGUACGCCCCCUACCAGACGCAGACGCGCUGCUCAUGGCGCGGGCCCGCGCCCAAUGUGGCGCCCACCGUGCCCGGCGCGGCCGGCAACGGGACGGCCGCGUGGCUGACCCACAGCGUCACGAAGCUGCGCGAUGGCGAGGCGCUGGUGUCGCUUAAGGGCGCGAAUACGCGCGCGUGUAGGCUCUUCUUUGAUAACCGCAACAUCACGGACGUGGAGGUGCGGAAUGGCCGUGGAGGGCCGGGACAGAGGGCGCCGAGGUUGGGGAACCCGAUUCCGGAGAUGGGGUCGAGGCAGGUGAGGCUGUGGAGCCGUGAGUGGGGGCGUGGGUGGGAUGUGGAGGUGGCGUGGGGUGGCGGGCUUAGGGAGGCGGGGGCGGGCGGUGAGGAGGGCGGGGAGGGCGUGGAGAAGGGUGGGAAGGGAAGGUUGGAGGGACGUAUCGUCUGUCUGUGGAGCGACGUCAACGAGAAGGGUGCUAUACCCGCUUACGAAGAGCUCAUGACGCAUCUACCGGCGUGGGCGGUGCUGACAAAAGUUGACGAUGGACUCGUCGAGGGCUGGGUGCCGUUUUCUGUCUGA